Molecule: messenger RNA, 1817 nt
Organism: Canariomyces notabilis
Lineage: Eukaryota; Fungi; Ascomycota; Sordariomycetes; Sordariales; Chaetomiaceae
Product: glutathione synthetase ATP-binding domain-like protein
Exons: 4
Coding region: 1-1467 (488 amino acids)
Biological process (GO): fatty acid biosynthetic process; tricarboxylic acid cycle; acetyl-CoA biosynthetic process
Cellular component (GO): cytosol
Molecular function (GO): ATP citrate synthase activity
Source: RefSeq, a predicted model, not a curated record
AUGUCCGCAAAGAGCAUCUUGGAGGCCGAUGGCAAGGCCAUUCUCAACUACCACUUGACCAGGGCUCCCGUGAUCAAGCCGAGCCCGCUGCCGCCUCCGACCAAACACAACCCGCCUCCCAGGCUUGCUUCAAUCCACUUCCCUGAAGAUGCCGACGUCAACGCCGUUCUCGAUCAGGCCGAGAUCACAUACCCCUGGCUUCUGCACACCGGCGCCAAGUUCGUUGCAAAGCCAGACCAGCUCAUCAAGCGUCGCGGCAAGAGCGGUCUUCUCGCCCUCAACAAGACCUGGCCCGAGGCUAGGGCGUGGGUUGCUGAGCGUGCAGGCAAGGUGCAAAAGGUCGAGCACACUGAAGGUGUUCUCCGGCAAUUCCUCGUCGAGCCUUUCGUGCCGCACCCUCAAGAAACCGAAUAUUACAUCAAUAUCAAUUCGGUUCGCGAUGGCGAUUGGAUUCUCUUUACUCAUGAGGGCGGUGUUGAUGUCGGCGAUGUCGACUCCAAAGCGGAGAAGCUUCUUAUCCCUGUCGACCUUUCAGAAUAUCCAUCAAACGAGGAGAUUGCUGCCACUCUCUUGAAGAAGGUCCCUAAGGGCGUGCACAACGUCCUUGUUGAUUUCAUUACACGUCUCUACGCAGUCUAUGUGGACUGCCAGUUCACAUACCUGGAGAUCAACCCCUUGGUCGUCAUCCCCAACGAGGAUGCCACCUCCGCAUCGGUGCACUUCCUUGAUCUGGCCGCCAAGCUGGAUCAGACAGCAGACUUUGAGUGCGGCGUGAAGUGGGCUAUUGCGAGGUCGCCGGCAGCUCUGGGAAUCACCGCGCCGACAACUACCAACGGCACUGUCAACAUUGAUGCUGGCCCGCCGAUUGAGUUCCCGGCGCCCUUCGGCCGCGAGCUCUCCAAGGAGGAGGCUUACAUCGCCGAGUUGGAUGCCAAGACUGGAGCGUCGCUGAAGCUGACGGUCCUGAACCCAAAUGGCAGGAUCUGGACACUGGUCGCUGGCGGUGGUGCCUCGGUCGUCUAUGCUGAUGCUAUCGCGUCGGCCGGGUUCGCUGAUGAGCUCGCGAACUACGGCGAGUACUCCGGUGCCCCCACGGAGUCUCAGACAUACCACUACGCCCGGACCGUGCUGGACCUGAUGCUGCGGGCGCCGAUGAACCCCAAAGGCAAAGUCCUCUUCAUCGGUGGUGGUAUCGCCAAUUUCACCAACGUUGCCAGCACCUUCAAGGGUGUCAUCAAGGCCCUGCGCGAGUAUGCUGUGACUCUCAACGAGCACAAUGUCCAAAUCUGGGUGCGCCGCGCCGGUCCCAACUACCAGGAAGGUCUCAAGAACAUGAAGGCGGCGACGCAGGAGCUGGGUCUGAACGCCAAGAUCUUUGGGCCGGAGAUGCACGUCAGCGGCAUUGUGCCUCUGGCGUUGAUUCCUGGCAAAUGGGAGGAGAGCAAGGCUGAGGAGUUCAAAGGUUAAACGGAGGCCCAUGAUGCGGAGUUACAUUGAUUGGCUCUCGCUUUACUGUCUGCUUUUCUGUGAAACCCCAUACUUAAGUCCCAUGGGGAGGAAUGGACCCCCAAUAGAGAAUAUAAUACAUGAGAUGCCUAGCAUUAUACUCGCUAUCAAGGUUGUUACAUCUUUUCAAGGCUUGAAACUUCGUUUCGCGUGUCUCGAGCAUCAUAAGUACCAUUUACACCCCUUGCUAUGACCUAAGUCCUGCAAGGGCAAGCAUGACGCGCAAUACCCCAGUUACGAAGACGCGAACAAAGUAGGAAUUGGGAGAUAAAUGGAGGAGGCGGUAUCAUACAUACAUCCAAUAUAUACAG